CCCUCACGCGCCCGGCCGUUUGCUCGGGGAGGCGGGGGCGGUGCUCGCGCGCCAUCGCCGCGGAGGCCGCGCGCGCGGUGGAGGGGGGGCGAGGAGGAGGAGGAGCACGAGCGCGUGCUACAGCCAGCCCGGCGGCGCGCGCCGAGGCGAGCGCAGAGCGGCAGGAGCGGGGGCAGCGGCGGCUCGCGCGCUCCCUGCUCCAACCGCCGGCUCGCGCGCCCGAGUUCGUAGAUGGGGCUGAGCGGCGCCCGCUGAGGAGGGGACGGGGAGCGGGAGCCGGUGCCAGCCGCAGCCAUGCAGCAGGUCCUGGAUAACCUUACUGAUCUACCAACAUCAACAGGAGCUGAAGAAAUCGACUUGAUUUUUCUCAAAGGAAUUAUGGAAAACCCUAUUGUAAGAUCACUUGCUAAGGCUCAUGAGCGACUGGAAGAUUCUAAACUUGAGGCAGUCAGUGACAACAACUUGGAGUUGGUGAAUGAAAUUCUUGAAGACAUAAGUCCCUUAGUAAAUAAAGAUGAAAAUAUUGCAGAAUUAGUUGGAAUACUCAAGGAACCUCAUUUUCAGUCACUCUUGGAAGCGCAUGAUAUUGUGGCUUCAAAAUGUUAUGAUUCCCCUCCUUCUAGUCCAGAAAUCAAUAAUUCUUCGGUGAACAACCAGAUCGUUCCAGUAGAUGCUAUUCGUAUCCUUGGUAUUCACAAAAGAGCGGGAGAGCCACUGGGUGUUACAUUUAAAGUUGAGAACAAUGAUCUGGUAAUAGCACGAAUCCUGCAUGGCGGAAUGAUAGAUCGACAAGGUCUUCUGCAUGUAGGUGACAUCAUUAAAGAGGUAAAUGGCCAUGAGGUUGGAAACAAUCCAAAAGAAUUGCAGGAACUGCUGAAAAAUAUUAGUGGAAGUGUCACUCUGAAGAUUCUCCCCAGCUAUAGAGACACUGUUAUUCCUCAACAGGUUUUUGUGAAGUGUCAUUUUGAUUAUAAUCCAUAUAAUGACAACCUCAUCCCAUGCAAAGAAGCAGGUUUGAAAUUUUCUAAAGGAGAAAUUCUUCAGAUUGUAAACCGGGAAGAUCCAAAUUGGUGGCAGGCUAGUCAUGUCAAAGAAGGAGGAAGUGCAGGACUUAUUCCUAGCCAGUUCUUGGAAGAGAAAAGAAAGGCAUUUGUUAGGAGGGACUGGGACAACUCAGGGCCUUUCUGCGGAACAAUAAGCAGCAAAAAAAAGAAAAAGAUGAUGUAUCUCACCACAAGAAAUGCAGAAUUUGAUCGCCAUGAAAUCCAGAUAUAUGAGGAAGUAGCCAAAAUGCCUCCUUUUCAGAGGAAAACACUGGUCUUAAUUGGGGCCCAAGGAGUGGGGCGAAGAAGCUUGAAGAACAGGUUUAUAGUACUGAAUCCGACUAGGUUUGGAACUACAGUGCCAUUUACUUCACGAAAGCCAAGAGAUGAUGAAAAGGAUGGGCAAGCAUACAGAUUUGUGUCACGAGCUGAAAUGGAGACGGAUAUUAAAGCCGGCAGAUAUUUGGAGCAUGGAGAGUAUGAAGGAAAUCUUUAUGGCACCAAAAUCGAUUCCAUCCUUGAAGUUGUUCAGACUGGAAGGACGUGCAUUUUGGAUGUGAACCCACAGGCCCUGAAAGUGCUGAGGACUUCAGAAUUCAUGCCCUAUGUAGUGUUCAUUGCUGCUCCAGAAUUGGAGACUUUGCGUGCUAUGCACAAGGCUGUAGUAGAUGCUGGAAUUACAACCAAACUUCUCACUGACACUGAUUUGAAAAAAACAGUAGAUGAAAGUGCACGGAUCCAGAGAGCGUACAACCACUACUUUGAUCUGACCAUUAUAAAUGACAACCUAGACAAAGCCUUUGAGAAGCUACAGACUGCUAUAGAGAGGCUGAGACUGGAACCGCAGUGGGUCCCAAUUAGCUGGGUAUAUUGAGAUCUCUGAAGAUGAGCUUAAAUAACAAAAUCAACUGCAGCAAACAUGCUAAUGUGACAUUGUGUAGAUACAAAAGAUAACCUGCAGCGCCUGUGCAUUUUUACUCUGUAUAUUCAAAAGUACACUAUUCUGAAUUUUUAUAGAAAUGUUGAAGGGAAAGUGUACUUAAAUAUGUAAUUUAUUUUAAUUUUUCUAACUUUUUACAGAUAACCUUUCUAUUCAUAUCACAUGAAGGAAAUGCGUUUAAGCAUUUUAGUAUGUUUUGAUUUAGUACCUUUGCCUUUUUCAUCUAAGAAACUUUCAGUCAUUCACUUUAACAUUUACAUCUUGGUCUUACAUUUUCACUGUGAUUAACAAAAAAAAUAUGAUACUUGAAAAUUUUUGUAAAACUCUUGUCAGUGUUUAACUGGUCAAAAGUCUAUAGCUCUUAUUAGGAGGAUAUGCUAAUCUUUUUUUUUCCUUUGAAAGACAUCAAUUUCAUGGGAGCAGAAUUUUAAAUAUCGAAAUCGGCAACCAACACACAGCUCUAUUGCUCCAGCUUCUUUCUGCUUAAUGUUGAUUCAUUCCUGACAUUUCACAAGCUAUUGAUGUCUCUUGAUUUAGACAACUGGUAGGUUCCCUUAUAUGUGUCUCUUAAAAUAAUGUAAAGUGGUACCUUGCAAGCUACUUGUUAGGCUGUGUUCUUGGGCGCCAACCUGUUAGCUUAUAAUGGUUGAAGUACUGAUGUUAGAAAGCCUGUAUGCAAGGUAAUUCAGUGUAAUUUGAAUAAUGGUGAAGUAGCCUGAGAGAGAACUUGAUAACGUGGAGCCUUGUAGAGUGAAGCUUAACGUUUAGGACUAUUUAUGCACACUUGUAAAAACACAUUGCUAAAAGAAAGAACCAUUUUCUUUUCUUAAAACAUUGUUCAAUAUUUGUAUAUUGAUCUGUGACUUAAUUUCUUGUGAUAUUUAGCUGGCUUCUAUAUUAUGUUUUGGAAUAUUUGUGAGUGAUCAGCUGUUGUAUUUUUAUGAAUGUGAUGUAAUGGAAUUUCUGUGCUCUUUGUUACAUUGUGCUUUUAACUGCAUUUUUUCUUUGGAUGGCUUGUGAAUUGGAUGCUGUCAACUGCUAAAGUGCAAUGUUGUUUAUACGUUUUUGUUUUACACUUCCUUUCAUGUUUAUGACAGCUCUCCCCUUAGUAGGCCCACUGAUAUAUUUCAUGUUAGGUCCAAGUUCAUCUGCUAAUUCAUUGAUUCAAAACUUACGCUAAUGUAAAUUUCUGCUUAAUAAGAACAAAAUGAUAAUAUAGCUUGUCAUGAAGACUAGCUGAUUUUGUGACCAUAUUUUAUAUUACUAUGUUAGCUGUUGUAUAUGGUAACAUUUACCAUCAUUUAAUCAGGAUAGGUAUCUAAAUUGCAGUCAUCUAUUUGCUUUAUUUCUUUUCCACCUGGUGGCAGGCACCUGGCUUCUGAAUUCUUUUAAAUACCAAAGUGUGACACAGAAUGCUAUCAAACAGGCAACUUACUCAGAAUUAUCUGUGAAAGAAAAGAGGCUUAUACACUGUAAAAGAGUAUUGUUUCCUGGGGUUUUUAAAGACUUCUAUGUGCACAAGGAAAAGAAACAAGAUUGAGAUAGUAUGGAAAAAUUUUAAGUCUCAGCACCUCCCCUGCACCUGCCAAACUACAGAGGACUUAAAAAUCCCUCUAAAGUUUGGGGGUUUAUGGUGGGGGUUUUUUCUUUCUUUUUUCUUUUUUUUUUUCCUUUUGAGAUCCCAGUAUAUGUUGCAAAUGUUAGUCAAAAUUGUGUAUAGCCUAGGUCAUCUUUGUGGCUCUUAAUACUGAGAUUUCAGUUCUUUAGAGGAACUCUGAAAUUUUCCUUAGAAAAUUUGUACCACUACUUUGUUCCAUUCUUACAGUUUUCAGGAUGUUCUGAUUUUGUUUGGUUUUGGUAGAGCUUUUAGAUGUGGUACCAGCAUGAUACCUCUAUUUGCCUUUCCCAGGGGAAAUAUUCUCUGAUCCUAUUGCUCAGAGGCUGCUUUGAGAAAUGGAUCAAGUAUUGUACGUAGCAGCAGUGAAAGUAGACCAUUGCUUGACUAUUUUAAUGAUUUAAUCCUGGCACUACAUGCUGAACGUGACUAAACUGUGUUUGUAUACUGUGUAAUAGACUGACAUAUGCUGUACAUGAGAUGCGUUAUCUGGACAGAUAUGAUGCCUUUUCAUUAGGAGUUAGAAUAUACUCUAAUUGUCUACUUGUGAUGCCAAAACUGGGCUGAGCUUACCCUUCUCUACUGAAUGGAAUAAGAAGAUUCUUCAGUUUCCACACCACAGUACUGCAAAUAUCACUAACUUUUCUUUUUUUUCCAUAAAUUCACUUAACCAAAUGAAACACAUGAAACAGUCGCCGAGAUUUAGUGAGGAAAAUGUCUCUGCUCUUUUUGUUUCCAUUCUAGAGCUAAUACUGUCAAAAAGGUUCUACGUAGUUAGCAAGUCUCCAAAUACCUGUAUGUCUGCUAAAGCCUAGCUCCACAUAGUGCUUUUAAAUCAAGCAAUUAGUGGCGGUGGAGCCUUGCACCUGAUGAUGUGGUGGUGUUAAUGUAGAUACUAAUGAGAAGCACGUUUAUAAGGCAGUAAGAGAAGAUGGCAUGCUUAGAUUGCGUGCAAGGAUCACAUCAAAGUAUCUGGGUUUCAACUGAUCCACAUGCAAGUUGUAAUAAAAAGUUGCAAGGAAUGUAUUUUUUUCUUAAAUGUUGCAGAUUGCAAGUCCAGUUUGGCAAAUGCUUAUGGUUUAGGAAACGGGUUUUUUUUCUUCAUAAGGAAAAUGAGAUUUUCAUCAGAUACUCAACUUGUCACUAACUAGUAGGAUGACUAGAAUCUGAAUGGCAACUGAACUUGUAUUUAUUUUAAAAAGCCAUUCUUAGAGGGUCUUAGAAUGGAGGUGCCACUUCCAUCAUACAUAGUGGUGAUAGCCUCUACCUGAUUUGGUAGGUUAGAUCAGAAGUUAGAUACCUGUACUUUGUGCAGUUAGCAGAAAGAUGAGUGGAUUGGUUUUGAGCAAGUGAAAAUACUUCAUAUAACAGCUAUUUAAAGUAUCUCGGGGUUUCAAAUAACUAGGGUUUCUGUAUCUCAUUCUGUACUAAGCAUUUAUUUUCCAGAUACUAAUGGGUAAACUUAUGUUGACUGUUAAUAAGAACAGUAGGUAUGUAUGAGCAAGGUGAAGAUGCUGCUAAAUGUUUAAGAUAUGUGGUAUGUAUCACAAGAUAAAUAUUUACGUAGUUUAGAAAAGUAAAUUAUCAAAUAGUUGUCUGUGUAUAUGUAUGUAUGUGGAUGGUUUAAAAAAAACAAAAAAAAAGACAUUCAUGUCUGCAAUCACAUUACUAAUCUACCAUGACUUAAUCCAGAAAUGUACCUGCAUGUGAGACUUUAGAACUGCUACACUUCUCUGUCUGGUUUAUUGUGUUUACUAAUGUAUAUUUUUCUAAAUAUACAAAUAUUUCAAUCUAAAAAUUCUAUAUUUAUCUGUAAUUUCUGUUUUAAGCAGUGCAUGAGGUGCUGUAAAAUUCUGUACAUAUAGAGAGACUUAUAGAAGAAACACUGUAGUUGCCCAGUGAAUGAAAAUUUAUACAUAAAAGUACAGUCAGUAUGCCAAUACCCAUAAGUUAUUCCCUUAAAUGCACCCAAAAUUCCCUUAAGUAUGCACCAAACUCAACUUUAUAUACUUCGGUGCAUGUAUACCCAAGUGAUUACCUUGAUGUUCUCUAAAUGUUACACUAGCAGGUCUACUUUAGUCUGUAAAUACUGUGACAAAAUGCAGUCAAUUAAAGUUUAGUAUGAUAAUUAUAAUGGGACAUGUCAUCUUUCAUAUAUUUAUAAAGGGCUUUAAAAAUGUUCUGCAAAUAUAAAAUGAAAGUAAAAUUGGAGCAGAAUCACAAACUGACACGGGCAGCUCAAAUUUAUAAUCAGUGCAGUAUCCUUCACUUCUGCAGUGUUCUCAGAUCAGUGCAGCUUUGUGUACUUUGUAGUACAAAAGCUUUGUGGAGCUUUGAACUUGUGUUUAUAUAAAUUGCUUAUCUUGGAUAGGCUCAAAAUGUGACUGACUUUAUUCAUGAUCUCUCUCUGUACAAUUCUAACCUAUUCAGUCUUCUAAAAUCACACCUAAAUGAUUUGUUGUACAAACUGCUUGCAGCUCAGUGCUCAUGGAGUCUUCUGUUUUUUUUUUUGUUUGAGGGUGAUACAGAUAAUAAAUGGGAAACCAUUUUUUUCUUUGUUAAAUACAGAAAAUUCCUGGAUAGGUAUCAUUUUGAAACUAAGCUUGUCUCCUCUAUGCUUAAAUAAGAACUAGUGGAGAAUGACCAAGUAAAUGGAGUGCUACUCUGGAAAUCAGGAGACUUGACUUACUGUCUGUCUUUACCUGUGACCUAUUAUGUGAACCUAACCAAAUUCAAACUUCCUUUACCUGUUCCUUGGUUCCUCCUCCUCUUUCAGGUUGAACUUUGAGGCAAAUGCUGUUUCUCAAUACAUCUAUAGUGCCUGCUGCAAUAGAUUUGCCAUCACUCUUUGUGCCUGUAGGUACUGUUUUGAGACAAACUACAGACAGAGGUCUGUUGCAUCUAUAAUGCAAAUGUAUAUAGAUUAUUUGCUUCUUACAGGACUUCUUGCCUCAUCCAAAUUCCGAAAAGUAAACAGUAAAAUAGUUCUUGCCAAACAUGAUGAUACUACUUUUGCAAGAGUGUUGAGUGAGAUGAGUUUAUUCAUGUUUAAAUAGUGGUUAGUGGAUACAAACACUUUUAGUCUGUUAGGCCUCUUGCCUUAAAUAUCCUUCUAGCUGUCAGUCUCUACAGAAAACCUCUCUUGGGCCAUUGAUAAGAUUUCUGUGGUUAAAGCUACUUUCAUUUGCUUUCUCUGGUUCACUGUCAUUAUUGAGGGUGGUGAAAUAAAGUUCUGGACAAAUUCUUCCCCCCCCCUCCCUCCCAGCCUUCUUGAUUAUUUUUUUCAUGUAUUUUUAUUGAGCUUAUUGAUGUGAACUGUUUUUGAUCCUCAACUUGUCUGUAGAUAAAAUAGUGAUGAAUAUAAACAUCAGUAUUUACAAGUGAUAUAACUUACUGUUUGUGGUACCAAGGUAGAUACUAAAAAAGUACAGUGAAAACACUUGUGAAAUAAAUGGCUUUCAGAGGCAACUUUGGCUUCCAAAAAUAUUGUGUGCCCCUCCCCAAUACAUGCAAGCACAUUCAUAUAUAAAUGUGUGUUAUAAAUAGGUGUAUAUAUUUAUUUAUAUAAAUAAAAUUUAGGGGUAAUGUUGCAAAUAAUUCAGACAGUAUCCACUAACUUACUUGAAUUCUCCAUGUUGGACCAUGGUGGGUUACUAUUCCACAAACUGGCACAGGUUAAACUGCUGAAUUUGUAGUUCAUCUACUGGUACUGAAGCUAGAAUUUAGCUGUACAGACUUUAAAAACAAAAUCUCCAGCUUGCUUAAAGGUUGUUAAGGAGUUUCACCUACAAACAUUUUUUUUUAAUUGGAAUGUUUAAGCAAUAUUUAUAUUUCAUGAGAUAAAUUACACUUCAACAGUAAGUAUGCAUUUUGUUCUCAAUAUUUUUAAUUUUUUUUAUCAUACUAGUUGAGUAUGGAGUUCUUUUUGCUCUUAAUGUAAUGGUUGGAUGUGGAAAAUUGACCAACCUGCAAGGCUUAAAAUGGUUGAAAUAGUCCUAGAAACACUUUCUCCGAUUAUUCUUUUAAUGUCAUUAGCUCUGUGCUAAUGACUGCCUGUGCUUUAGGAUGUAAAAUUAGACUGUCUUCAAGGCUGAUCCAAGUAUUUAUUCCAUAGGUAGUCAAGGCUUAUGUAAAACAUGGUAAAACCUCUUCCAAAAACCCAAGCAACUUCCCUGUUGUUUGACCUCUUACAUGAAUUAUAGCAUAGAGCAAAAUUAAUGCCACUGCUUUGAACAGUCCUGGGAAUGGCAGCAUGUUGGCUGCAAAAAAGUUAUUUUUUUGAACUGAUUUUUGUGGAUUUACAUCUUGUACACAAUGGUAUAUGCAGAUAACUGUUCCAAUCUAUUUUUCCCCUUUUAAAAAGCAUGCUGAGAAUUCCUUCUGUCCCCAACCACCCCCAUAUAUUGCUUGUAUGUAACAUUAGUGUACCCUGCUAUAAAAGGGGGGGCCUCUUUCUUAAGUUUUAAAAUACAGGAAGGUUUGUCACCCUCCCACCCUAAACUGGGCUAAGAACUGUAAAAUCUUGGUUAAGUGUUUUGAUUUAAAUGUGUAUUAAAAGUCCAUCACUGUGCAUUUAAGAUUUUACUUACCUUGCUUGUUCUCAGAAAUGUUUUUCCCCUUUUGCAAGCUCUGCAUGUUUUUUUUCUAUAACAUAUUAAACUAAACUGGACUUGACACCUGUAAGACUUUAAAAAACUGCUCUCCUGUGUUUAAAAAAACAAACAAACAAAAAAACCCAACACUUUUCAUUAGCUCAAAACAUCAUACAAAAAAAUCUUAAAUAUUACCUAGACUUUCUAAUGCAAAACAGAAGAUGAUUAACCUAUUUGUUGUUUAAAUACGAUACCAUAGAGCAGACCAAGGAGAUGGGACUUGUUAGCAUUAUUACUUUAUAUUGAUGAAGUCAGCUAUUGUAUAGGAUGUUUUUAAAUCAUAACUUGUUUUCUAAGAUACCCAUUGUCUUUUUCACAACUAGUAUUUCAACGCUAAACACAGCCAAGCAUAAAAGUGUUAUGUACAAAAUUGUGAAAUUCUGUUAAUUCCCAACAAAAUAUUUUUGUAUAUAAUAAAGAUUUAAUAUUAAAAAAA
Messenger RNA from Dromaius novaehollandiae (emu), 8686 nucleotides. It is a transcript of the gene PALS2, whose product is annotated as protein associated with LIN7 2, MAGUK p55 family member. The transcript is spliced from 12 exons. Gene Ontology annotation, molecular function: protein binding. Lineage: Eukaryota; Metazoa; Chordata; Aves; Casuariiformes; Dromaiidae. Bases 295 to 1917 code for a protein of 540 amino acids. The record is from RefSeq and is a predicted model, not a curated record. Gene Ontology annotation, cellular component: plasma membrane; cell-cell junction.